AUGGGCAUCGGGCAUACGGCAGGUAGCCCGGGAGGCCUCGCGCCUCCCGACCGCUGGGCGAUGGACUUCCGAGCACCGCCGGCAGACGGUGACGCCCUGCGGGCGGGGGCCCCGCCCGUGGGCGCCGUGCCCGGGCCCGCAGGGCUGAGAGGACAAGGAAUGGAUGAGGGCGGGGCCGACAAGGGGGCAAAAAGCGCGACCGCCUCGGGGUCCGCGGCGAGCGCCUGCAGCGGGCCGCGGGCCGCGGGCCGCUUCGCCCUCCGGCCGCCCGCAGACCGGGCCGCGAAGUGCGCGGGCCGCCGGCGCGGAGGCAAAGGAGGGGGCGCGUCCAUAGCCGCCGCCUUGGGGGGCGUGGGUCUGGAUACGGGAAGCACCGCAGCCAUGACCACCACCGGCCGGCAGAGCACCGUGUUGAAAGGGUUCGCCCGCAAUCCGCAGGACGCGCACGUCACGGCGCACAUCGGGCCGCGGCGGCCUCUGGCGGCCAUGGGCAAGAAGUCUGUAGAGAAGCUCAGCGCGCCUCCGAGAGGCCCCGAGGCCGCCACAGGGGAGCACGGCAGGGCCUCGAGCAGCAGGCGAGAGGCGUUCUCGCAGUCGAGGAUGCGCGACUGGCUCCGGCAGAGGGGCGGUCUGGUGGACAACGUCGAGAUCGCGAUGUUCGACUACCCCGGCGGUGUCCGCGUGCGGGGCUGCGCGGCCGUGCGGGACAUGCGGGGACGUCGUCUCGGUGCCCAGUCUGGCGAUUCUCUCCGACUUCACCAUCGACCCCCGCGUUGUCACGCUCGUAGAGGCGCGUCCAUGGGCGUGGAGAGCGCCCACGACCCCGUGCUGGCGAGGGACGUCGCCCUGGCCGCGGGUCUGCUGCGGGAGAGGCACCUGGGGGAGCGCUCCGCGUUCGCCGAGUUCAUGAGCUCGCUGCCGACCCCAGCGGAGCAGCCGGACAACCUGCCCCGCUGGGACGAUGCGCAGCUGGCGGUGCUCGGCUCGGUGCUCCACAAGUUCGUCAUCUGGCGGCGGAUGAUGCUGAACAGCCUAUUGGACAUGGUCAGCCAGCAUGGCGCGCUGCUGGGGCACCACGCAGAGGAGGAUUGCGUGUGGGCGCUGUCCAUCGUCGUCUCCAGGCAGGUCCACGGCAUGCUCAUGCCGCUGCUGGACCUCGCCAACCACGCCUCGGAGCCGAACGCGGAGAUGCAGCACUACGACGGCGGUGUGAGGCAGGUGGCCAAACGCGACAUCGCCAGGGGCGAGGAG
Molecule: messenger RNA, 1251 nt
Organism: Prorocentrum cordatum
Lineage: Eukaryota; Dinophyceae; Prorocentrales; Prorocentraceae
Source: the annotation of a GenBank genome assembly